AUGUCUGCUCGCGCACGGGCGGGUCUCGCUUUGGGCGGCGCCGGCGCCGCGGUCGCCACGUCCUCCGGCUCCGGCUCCGACGGAGCGAGCGGCUGGCUCUCGAGCGCCAUCCCGGACCUGCCGCAGCGCCUCUUUGGCGCGCUCACGGGCCGGUCAGCGCCGCCGCCGCCGCCGAAUCCAGAGAUCGCAUCGUCGGUGGCGGCGACGCAGGCGGCGGUCGCCGCUCUCGACCGCAGCGUGCGGGCGCAGUCGGGCUCGCGCACCGCCGUCGUCGUCUUUGGCGCCGCGGUGGGCGGGCUCGGCCUCGCAAUCUACACGUUCGGGUGGGAGCGGGUGGGUUGGGUCUCGGGGAGCCAGCUGAAGGCGGGACUCGAGGGCGUGCGGGCGUCGGUGGAGGCGAUGCUCGCCCGCCUGCGGGAGGAGCUCCUCGCCCAGCUCGAGACUGUGCACGAGAAGCUGCGAGAGCUGACCGACUCGCUCGGCAAG
Emiliania huxleyi CCMP1516 is the source of this 486-nucleotide messenger RNA. RefSeq lists its product as hypothetical. The annotation marks the transcript as partial. The transcript has a single exon. The record is from RefSeq and is a predicted model, not a curated record. NCBI's taxonomy places the organism in Eukaryota, Haptophyta, Isochrysidales, Noelaerhabdaceae.